Molecule: messenger RNA, 3675 nt
Organism: Macrosiphum euphorbiae (potato aphid)
Lineage: Eukaryota; Metazoa; Arthropoda; Insecta; Hemiptera; Aphididae
Source: the annotation of a GenBank genome assembly
AUGGUCUCCAACUCGUUUACCAAAGCGGAAAUCGAAAAAUGUCUGUGUAUACAAGGCAAUCCAACGAAAUGGAAAGGGCUGUUGGUAGGAUCGUUAAGGAAGAUCGCCGAUGUGGUGCACCCUUUGUUAACAGUCAGCGACGAAGCAUUAGAUUGUGUCGAAAUGCUAGUUAUUCAAUGCCUGGAGAUACUCACGUUAAGGUCAUCACCACCGCAUACUGUAUUCGACAUCGAAGACCAAGUAAAACGAUGGUUUCCUAAGCCAAUAGACAAGUGGGCUAUUAAAGAUGCAAAUGAGGCAAUAGAAAAAAACAAGAAAAAAAACUUUUUAUUAUUACCAACCGAUAAAAUUCAUAAUUUAGUGCAAAAGGAAAUACUCCAAUACAAGUUAGACUAUCCAGUGGCUCUUUACAUAACAGCUGUUUUAGAAUACAUGGCAGCGGACAUUUUAAAAUUAGCUGGUAACUAUGUAAAUAAUAUUCAUCGUGUAGAAAUCAGCUACCAAGACCUGUGUGUUGCGAUAUGUGGAGAUAAAGUAUUGAUGGACUUGUAUGGCCAGCACGACAAUAACGGUGACUUGAACCUGUCUGAAUUAGGUAUUGAUAAAAUUCCAAAAACUACUACUUAUGAAGAAGUCAUAAGAGAUCUAAUGCACGAUGAAAGGCAACUUAUUAGAGAUUUACAUUUAAUUUUAAAAAUUUUCAAAGAAGAAAUUGAUCGUAUCAUUCCUGUAGGUAGCAGUCAAGAAUUGGAUAAUAUGUUCAACAAUAUUACAGACAUAUGUAAGACUACUGCAUUAUUUUUAAGUUCUAUUGAAGACAUAUUGGAAAUUGCAGAGGACAAAUCAGCUACAGUUGGUUGUUGUAUUGAAGAGUUGGCUGAAGCCGCUGAAUUUGAUGUGUUUGCACGCUAUGCAAAUGAUAUUGUCAAAAAACAAUGUAGAGAUAUAUUUUGGAAUUUAAUCGGUAAGCCAGAAGUUUCAAAUUUACUUCAAUCGGCUGGCUAUGGUUUUAAAGAAGCUGUAAAAUAUUAUUUUCCAAAAUUGUUACUUUUACCCCUGUGGCAUUGUAUUCUCUAUUUUGAAUAUUUUAGAAUUUUACAUCAACUUUCUCCUUCCCAGCAUGAUAAAGAGUGUUUGGAACAAGUAGAAGGCAUUUUGAGACCUUUACAACUACAAAUGACGGCAGCUGCAAAUCAAGUUAACUUGCCAGAUAAUGUCAAAGAAUUUGGGCUUAAAAUUAAUGCAACACCAAGGCGAUUGUUGGCCAUUGAAAAACUGAAUGAAAUGCAAAAAGCUAUUGAUGGUUGGGAUGGUAAAGAUAUGGGUCAAUGUUGCACAGACUUCAUUAGAGAAGGAGUACUUGUAAAAUUAUCGGGUGGAGGUAAACGUUGUUCAGAGCGUAAGGCAAUCUUAUUUGAUGGUGUUCUUCUCUUAUGCAAAUCAAAUAGCAGAAGAACUUCGGUAUCAGUCAGCUCUCAACUUGUUGGGGGUUUGUCUGAAUUCAAAUUAAAAGAAAAAUUAUUUAUUAGAAAAGUGGAAAUUGUUGAUAGAGAUGAUACAGACGAGACAAAACACUUUUUCGAAAUAGUCCCUCGCUUACAGCCACCAGUAAUAUUAGUUGCCAGUUCUUUUCAAGAUAAAGCUAAUUGGAUGGCUGAUUUAAUUAUGCUGAACACAAAAAGUAUGCUAGAUAGAACUUUAAACAGUAUACUACUUGAUGAAGAUAAAAAAUUUCCUUUACGGUUACCUUCAAUUGAAGAAUACAGAUUUGUUGAACCUGAUUCUCGGGCUAACAUUAUUUUUGAGGAAAAAGAAAAUAAUGGUGUUCCUCUUAUUAAAGGUGCCAUUUUGCUGAAACUUAUAGAACGAUUGACAUAUCAUAUUUAUGCUGAUCCAAAAUUUGUAAAAACAUUCUUAACGACAUAUCGUAGUUUUUGUUCACCUCAUGAGUUAAUGGAUCUCCUAAUCGAAAGGUACAACAUUCCUGAGCCUUUUGGUAUAACUAUGGAUUCAGUAAGUCUUCGAGAUGAAACUAAACGAUUUAAAAAAGAAUAUUUAGUACCUGUUCAAUUUAGAGUUUUAAAUGUGAUUCGGCAUUGGGUCGACUAUCACUAUUAUGAUUAUCAAUGCGAUCCAUAUCUAUUGGAUAAAUUGCAUUCAUUUAUAGAAUCAAUAAAUGGAAAAUCAAUGAGAAAAUGGGCGGAUUCAGUUAUUAAAAUAAUUCAAAGAAAAACAUCUGAAGCUCAAAAAGAAAUAACGUUUGCAUUUGAUUCACCACCGCCAGCAAUUGAAGUUCAUAUGGAUUUUAAUGGAAAUGACGAUUUUAACAUUCUACUUGUACAUCCUAUUGAAUUUGCAAGACAGUUGACUCUUAUUGAAUCUGAAAAUUAUAGAGCAGUUAAACCUUCAGAGUUGGUUGGAUCUGUAUGGACUAAAAAAGACAAAGAAAUAAAUUCUCCAAAUUUACUUCGGUUAAUCAAGCGUACUACAAAUUUUAGUCGUUGGAUUGAAAAAGCAGUUGUUGAGUGUGAAAACAUUGAAGAGAGAGUAGCAGUUGUAUCAAGAUUUAUUGAAGUAAUGAUGGCAUUAGAUGAGCUAAAUAAUUUCAAUGGUGUUUUAGGUGUUCUUUCAGCCAUGAGUUCAGCUGCAGUAUUUCGUCUAAAAUUUACAAUGCAAUCUGUCAAUGCUAGACUUGAUAGAGCUCUAGAAGAAGCUCGAGAAUUGAGUAAUAAUCAUUUUAGAAAAUAUCAAGAUAAAUUAAGAAGUAUAAAUCCUCCAUGUGUCCCAUUCAUUGGUAUGUAUUUAACAAAUAUAUUGCAUAUUGAAGAAGGUAAUCCAGAUUGUUUGACAAACAACCCAAAUUUAAUUAAUUUUAAUAAACGGAGAAAAGUGGCAGAAAUUAUUGGAGAAAUCCAGCAAUAUCAAAAUCAACCUUACUGUUUAAAUGUCGAGCCUAAAAUAAAAAAGUUUUUGGAGAACUUAAAUCCGUUUAAUGAUAUGAAAGAUACAGAUAUUAGUAACUAUUUGUACGCAAAAUCUUUAGAAAUCGAACCAAGAAAUGUCAAACAAUUUCCAAAGUAUCCACGAAAAUGGCCAGACUUAAAUCUUAAGUCACCCGGCUUAAAGUCUAAAAUACGAGUGCCAUCAGUAUCCUCCAAAGAUAUGGAUGUCCAAGGUAGAAGAAAUUUAAGUUCAUCAAGUUCUCUAGUUAUUCAAAUGGAUAAAAGAGAUGCAGAUGAUUCUGUCUUUGCGCCAGUAACAUUUACUUUAGGAAAAAAUAAUGAUGUUCCUCCAGUUCCACCUCGACUGAGUAAAAUUGAUGGAUCGUUCAGACCACCUAUACCACCAAGAAGAAUGGCUCCACCUUUACCUCCAAGAAGAUUACCAGUUGAAGAAGUUUUAACUUUUCAGAAAUUUGUUGUAGACUUACCCAAACCAGAAAUGAAUCAAGAUUUAAAUUGGAACAAAAAACUUGUACCGCCAAUUAGUCCUAGUAAAAAGCCUAUGGAACUAAAACCAAAAGCAGUUGUUAAUCUACCCAAACGUGAUAAUACUUUUGAACGUCUGAGCGGACCACCAUUCUUUAAGCCAGAAGUUGUACAAAACUCUAGGUUUCCAUUAAAACUGUUUGUACUAAAAAGAACAACUCCUUCUAUGUUCCAAUUCAAUGUUUGA